GUCGAGAGCUGCGUGGUGUUGUCAUUUUUCACGGAAAAAGGAACUUGGACUUUGAUAAAAGAGAUGCCACCGACAUCCAUAAACCAAGGUAAACUGCAUUCUCCUUGAAUUAUGUGGGGUUUUCACGGCGCGUCAUCAGCGCGUCAUCAAUCCGGCAGUCGCCAUGUUGGAGGUACUCGGCAAGGUAAAUAAACCGCACGCCAAGGUAAAUAAAGCGCACGCCGCAGUAGAUCCCGAAUAUCUUCGUGGAAAAUGGUAAAUUAUUGCCGUGUUUUUGGCUGUACCAAUCGGUCAGACCGCGAAAAACAUUUGGAGUAUUACAGACUGCCAAAAGUUAUAACUAAUCAAGGAGAACAAUGCCAAAAGUUGUCAGAGGAAAGGAGGCGCUUGUGGUUAGCGAAGCUGAACCAGGAUCUACGUGGCAAAAAUCUGGACAACGUCCGAAUUUGUUCGGCCCAUUUCUUGUCAGGUAAAAGGUCUGACCUUUAUCAAAAGGAUGACCCAGAUUGGGUGCCAUCUGUCGGAAUGACAGGUCAGCAAAGGUCUCCUGAAAAAGCUGGGACAUCAUCACGCUACAGCCGUCGUGGGAAUAGAACCCAGCAGAGACUGAGAGAAGCUGCUGCUGAUGCUGCUGCUGGUGCUGGAGUUGCUGCAGAGACUGAUGAUUCUGAGACUGAUGACCCUACUACAAGUGGUUAUAUCAGCAGCAAUUUGUGCAGCACAGAGACUCAAAGUGAAUUGACUGAAACCCCACUCCCCUAUCUGCGUGUGCUGGUGCCCCCACUCAGGCUGGUAUCAGCAGCCAUCUGGCACACUGUGCAGCACAGGAUUGUAUCGGCCUAUGGGCUUCUGGACCAUGUCAUCACAGAGAUCACUGAAAUUGUCCCUGGGCUGCUCAAUUGCAGACAGAGGUGGUUGCUGUGUUUUAACUUUCAAGCACAGCUGGUACUUGAUUUGUGCCGCCCGGGUCAAACCAUCGACUUGAACACACUUCAGCCACACUUGGAAAGAAUGCAGCAGCUGAGUUCGUUGUUGAGCAAAGAGGUAUACAACUCAGCGGAGGGAAUCAGUGGACCAAGCAUGCUCAUUAUUCUUAUUCAAAGACUGAUAACGGACCAAGAAAACAGGCAUCACUUUUACCAGGAUGUUUUCCCCCAGAAAUAUGGGCCAGAAUAUUACAAAGCUGUGGAGUUGCUUGUGAUGAAAUUCCUUGUGGCGCUCGAGAGAUUACUAGUGGUGCCAAAUCUUCAACAGGUGGCCAAUAUGCUUGGCAGUGCUCCAUCUGUUCUGGCUGAAUGCGUUGCAUUUCCACUCCACCAAGAGCUCAAAUCCAUCUUGGAACACCAAAACGACUGCAAUAAUCCCAGCAAUAUUGAUGUUCUGCAUACAGGAGACGGUGUUUGCACGGUUCAGUCUCCCCACUCCCUGGAGAUGAUCCUCGUGGAGGAGGAGGAGACCCUUUUGAAAGCCAACAUGUUGGAUGAUUACGUGGACCCGCCUGGCAGAGCACAGACCAUGGACGUGGCAACCGCGGAAAAUGCCAGGAUGGGAUUUGACACAAAAGACACAAUGAGUGUAGAAGACUUUGUCACCAUUCGCCCCAUUAUGGUCAAAGUGUAUAGUCUAGAGGAUAUUGCUUGCCUACAGAAGAUGGUGCCUUCACAAAGCCCUCGUGUUGUUCUGGAUCCCCGCGCUGUGGAGUUACAUUUGGGAAGUAAUAUUAAAGGGCCGGAAGAUGAGAAGGUUAAACUCUGUGUGCGAACGAAAGCGGAUUCCACAAGUGAAGGACAGAGCUCUGCCUUUGUUAAGAUGGAACAAGACAUUGUAAUGAUUACCGUAGGAGAUUCUCCUCCAAAUGAUCACCUAAAAAACCCGUGCAUGUCAAAUGUGGCACCUGCAUCGACAAUGGCCAAUGAGGUGGCACCAGCUUCGCCAGAUCCCUCGAGAAGCCCAAUCAGACCCAACAGAGUUAUCGAGUUGUCUGAGUAUUUCAGGAGGAGGCGAAGAAACGAGCCCAAAGCCAAUAGGACUUGUCCCACCUGCGGCAAAAUUCUCAGCCGCUCAUCAGAUUUGGCCAGACAUCAGCUGACGCACACUGGGGAGCGACCAUUCCAGUGCACUCAGUGUAAGAAAGCCUAUCAGUUCCACCACGACCUGAAGAAACAUAUUUUAAGACUUUGUCCCGGCGCUGGACCAGGAAUGGCACCACCACCGACACCAGACGACCAAACCGCCAAAAGCCUGAAUACGGAGGACGGCUCACGCGAACUAUGGAGAACUACGGAGAGCUACCAGGAGGCUCCCCGGCGACGGAGAAGGCUCUCUAUGUCUACGUACAUCACUUAACUUUGUGUUUUUUAUGAUUGUUGAUUUUAUUUUAUUUUUUUAAACACUGCCCUGUAAGGUGAGCUUGAGUGCUAUGAAAUGCGCCCUCAAAUAAAAUGUAUUAUUAUUAUUAUUAUUAUUAUUAACGGAGGAGUAUAAACCAGCCUUCAAGGCCAAAGUAUACUUCUCCGACUCAGUAAUCCGGCUCCGCAUUCGCAGUUCUCCGUCGGGAUGUCAAAGCACUUCGCCUGUCAAUUUAUAUGUUGACUACUAACCAUGUAAAUAGUGCUGUAAAUAAACUUCCAUAGCUUUUCAAAUCUUA
Molecule: messenger RNA, 2647 nt
Organism: Gadus morhua (Atlantic cod)
Lineage: Eukaryota; Metazoa; Chordata; Actinopteri; Gadiformes; Gadidae
Exons: 9
Coding region: 253-2346 (697 amino acids)
Biological process (GO): regulation of telomere maintenance via telomere lengthening; telomere capping
Cellular component (GO): shelterin complex
Molecular function (GO): telomeric repeat DNA binding
Source: RefSeq, a predicted model, not a curated record